Plasmodium vivax (malaria parasite P. vivax) is the source of this 1394-nucleotide messenger RNA. Its product is annotated as 30S ribosomal protein S15., putative. The record is from RefSeq and is a predicted model, not a curated record. Gene Ontology annotation, biological process: translation. Gene Ontology annotation, cellular component: ribosome. Lineage: Eukaryota; Apicomplexa; Aconoidasida; Haemosporida; Plasmodiidae. Bases 480 to 1394 code for a protein of 304 amino acids. The transcript has 4 exons. Gene Ontology annotation, molecular function: structural constituent of ribosome.
GGAGGGCACACCUAAAGCCGUGUGAAUUAAAUUUCAAUUUGGGACUUCAUCGGAGAAGCGUUUCGCCAAAACGUGGUCAAGUUUGUUUUGCUGGAAGACCAAACUGUAAGUCCUUUUCAUUUUCCCCUUUCCAUAAGUGCGGAAAAAAAAGAAGGGGAAAAAAACAUAUCACCCACCUGGUUACGCUACCUUGAAAUAUACGAAUGAGCUAAGCGCACACGUGGCUUCCUCCAAAAUGCAGUUUUACCUCUCAUCGUAGGGGCAUAUACAUAGAAGGAACCCCGGGGAGGACGAUGCGGGGUUGAUUAAGGAGCGAAUCAGUUUGCUGAGCAAGCGAAGUGAGUUGCUCGCACGAGGGCCGCGUCCCCUGCCCAACCGCAACACACACAUGAACACACAGGCAACCGCGCGAAGAGAAGCCAACCCCAUCCACCCGUACUGCACAGCGAAACUCACUAUUAUGACAACAGAAAAUUUAAAUGAAAAGGAUCAGGACCUGCUUAGCCCUUUUGCUAGUCCUCCACGUGCAGCUACCGCGAGGCCUGCUAUUUUGCCAUGGCUUUCUCCUAGAUAGCCGAAUUAUCUCCUCCCCCCGUGGAUCAUGGAGCCCUUUUCGGAAAAGAAAGCGCGACGGGAAUAAUGCCUCCAGGGGGAUGAGCACCGACAGUGCAUACCUCACUUGGGCUAUGUCAGAUGGAAACGAGGAGACAUCCCUUGUCAGUGGAGAGGUUCCCAAUUUGCAGGACGAACUCGCCAAUUUGAAGGAGGAGCUUCCCAUAGUGAAUAGAGAACUCUCCAGUUUGCGCGAAGAGCUGCCCGAGGGGGAUACGAAGGAAGGGCCUUCCAAGGCGGACAUAAAAACGAAGGCACAAAAGCAAAAGGCAGAAAUUGAGGAAAUUAUAAAAAAAAGCGAAAACAUAACCGUAGAGCGCUCCUUUUCCUUUAACAGAAGUGACAUCACGAUUAAGCCGGAACUCCUAAAAGAGCUCAUUACGCAGAAGUACCGGAGGCUCUUCCAGCGGCACGACAGGGACUGCGGCAGUAGCGAGAUUCAAAUUAUCAUUUUGACGUUCAAAAUAUUUUUCCUCACGGAGCAUAUGAAGCGGAACAAGAAGGACUUUGCCUGCCUGAGAGGCCUCUUCAAAUGCGUAAGCAAGCGGAGGAGGCUGCUCGUCUACCUGGGGAGGAAAAACAGAGACAUCUUUGACCAAGUCACGGACUUUUUUAAAAUUAAAAAACCGCUGCUUCCAGGGACGGCCGAAUAUUACAACAAAGAUCUGAAGUAUGUUCAUUUCCACAACACGAAGAGGUUUAAAAACAGCGCGGAGCGGAAGAAGAAGGUUAAGGCGAAGAGCAGGAAGGUGCAGACGGACAAAAUUUUGUUUGGCGACUGA